Messenger RNA from Acipenser ruthenus (sterlet), 3424 nucleotides. Its product is annotated as GDP-fucose protein O-fucosyltransferase 2. Gene Ontology annotation, biological process: protein O-linked glycosylation via fucose. The record is from RefSeq and is a predicted model, not a curated record. Gene Ontology annotation, molecular function: peptide-O-fucosyltransferase activity. The transcript has 9 exons. Lineage: Eukaryota; Metazoa; Chordata; Actinopteri; Acipenseriformes; Acipenseridae. The coding region runs from base 178 to 1527 and encodes 449 amino acids.
CUGUGUCUUGUCUUGCUGCUUUGUACGGUUUAAUACGGCACUGGUAAAUACAGCUGUAGUCGAGCUGAGAAAAAAAUGAAGUGUCUCGCGCACUAAACUGUCAGUUGCUUGGAAACCAAAGCGAAGCGUGGAGGUACCGCUGCUCGUUCCCGGAAGUGCGUGGCUCACAGAGCGGCCAUGGCGACGGACAGGAGAAUGGUGCAUUUGGUAAUGUUGUGGCUUUCUCCGAAAAAACUUUUCAUCCAGCUUAUUCUGCUUGUUGUCUUUGUAACGGUAGGAGCUACAGAGAUCUCCCCCUCAGGCGAGGCGUUCGGCGCCGGCCAGACAGCCUUCAAACCCGUGUCUGCCUCAGUUGCUAAGAAUAUAAGGUAUCUGUUAUACGAUGUUAACCCACCAGAGGGCUUCAACCUGCGGAGGGACGUGUUUAUCCGUAUGGCUUCCCUCAUGAAGAGCCUGCUGAAGACCGGCGACUGGGUCCUGGUGCUCCCUCCCUGGGGCCGCCUGUAUCACUGGCAGAGCCCCGAUAUCCACCAGAUACGGAUCCCCUGGGCGGAAUUCUUUGACGUUCCCAGCAUCAACAGGAACAUCCCUGUCAUCGAGUAUGAGCAGUUCCUUGCAGAGUCAGGCGGCCCCUUCAUUGAGCAAGUGUAUGUCCUGCAGAGCUAUGCAGAAGGAUGGACAGACGGAAAGUGGGAAGAGAAAGUUGAUGAGAGGCCCUGUAUGGAGCGUCUAAUGUACUCUCAUGACAAGCAAGGAUAUUUCAGGGGCUGGUUCUGGGGUUACGAGGAAACAAGGGGCUUGAAUGUUACCUGUCUGUCUGUUCAAGGACAUGCCUCUAUCCUGGCUCCAAUCCUGUUGGGAAACACCACAGCACGGUCAUUGAUGCUGGACCGAGCGGAAACAGUCCUCCAUGACCAUUAUGCGGGGAAGGAUUAUUGGGAUGCUCGUCGCAGCAUGGUGUUCGCAAAGCACCUGCGAAUGGUUGGGGAUGAGUUCAGAGCCAGAUACCUCAACUCCACUGAUGAGAGCGAUAAGACUCAUUACAAUGAGGACUGGACACAAAUGAAAUCGAAGCUCGGCAGUGCAAAAGGGGGGCCCUACCUUGGGGUCCACCUUCGUCGGAAAGACUUUAUCUGGGGUCAGAAGAAAGAUGUGCCCAGCCUAAAGGGAGCUGUCAAAAAAAUGCGCAGUAUUAUGAAGAAACACAAACUGGACAAGGUGUUUGUAGCUACUGAUGCGGCUGAGGAAGAGCUGGAGGAGCUGAAGAAGCUGCUUCCAGAGAUGGGGAGGUUUGAACCAACGUGGGAAGAACUGGAACUAUACAAAGAUGGAGGAGUUGCUAUUAUCGACCAGUGGAUCUGUGCCCAUGCCAGAUACUUUAUAGGGACCUCUGUGUCGACAUUCUCCUUUAGAAUUUAUGAGGAGCGUGAGAUCCUGGGAUUCGAUCCCAAAACUACCUACAACAGGUUCUGUGGUGAAAAGGAAACGGACUGCGAGCAGCCAACCCACUGGAAGAUUGAGUACUGAUUCAACAACUGGGACCUUUACUAAGUGGUGCUUUUAAAAGGUUAGGGUAUGACAUGUUACAGGAGAACAGGACUAUACCAUGUAGGCCCAUGGGAAUCCUGUGAAAACAGGGAAAAACAUUCUCCAUUACUAUUGGGUGGAAUGCUAGUUGUCUUUUCUCAGCUCAGAAGCAGUGUCAGUGGGGUCUAUCUUUACCCUAUGCACCAGACUGAAUGAGAAUCCUCUGAGCAGUUAGCCAUCCAGUCGGACGACUGCAGAGAAAACACUAACACAAAGCCCUAACCACUGAGCUAUCAGCUUAUCAUAGCAGCUUGUAAAACUUUCUGUUGAGAAUGCUGUAGUCAGGUGGAAUCUCUUUGCUCUCGACUAGUAUUCAGAAAUCUACGUAGCCUGCAGAAUACAAGGCGCUGUUCACUUUUAAUGUACUGUCUCUAUUUUAUUUUUGGUCAGAUCUGACAUUUUUUGCAGGUUGCAUUCCACAAGCCAAACACAUGUUCAGUGUUAUUUUUAGUCUGGUUGAAAUAAGGGACCACUAGUUCUUGCAACACUGAUUGUUUUAACUUUUAGUUUGCUGAUAUGUGGUUUGUUGUGGAGGUCUUGUCCUCCAAUAAACAACAUAGUUACAAAAUAGCACAUACUAUAGCUAUAGCCAAAAGUUUUGCAUCAUCUAGAAUUUUUGGAUUGAGACAUGAUUAGAAUGGAGAUUUUCAUCAAGCAGAAAAAAGGUAAAAUGCAUACAUGAAUACUGUAUUUACAUAUUUUCCAGUGGAUUGAUUUGGAACAGGGAUUAAACAUAGUUUGAAAGAUGACGUUUAAGGUCCUUUACCAGUGAAUAAGGACCUCGUAUUGACCAAUCAGAUUAAAGGAAAUCUCAGCUCUGUUUUCACAUUAAGAAUAUUAUCACAGACAGCCAAGGGAAUAAUGAUUAUGUCUUUUUACAAAAGUUUUUAAUUCAAGCAUCAGAAACACUGAGAAAACUCGUAAGGAGCUACGAAGAAGUUUAUUUUUUCUAGCUGUGUAACAUUAACAGACACACAACAGUGCCAGUUUCAUGUUAAUUUAAAGACUUAAUCUAUGCCAAUGUGCAAUGCAGUAUUACAAUGUGGAGAAACCAAAGAUUCCUUAGAUAUUUUUUGCAAAAUGAAAGUGUGGUAUAUUAAAGUUCUGAGUAUUGUUGAAUAAACGGGACAAUUGUUUUCUGUGUUACACAUGAAAAAGUGUGUCGUUCGGCACCCCUAUCCCUAACAUAUGCCUUUUACUGACCAAAACUUUCAAAUCUUGAUUUCUUGAUUUUUUUUUUUGUUUGUCCUUUACAAAUACAGUUGUACAUAUUGUACUGUUGCUGAAACCCAUCUGAAUUUUGCUUUAGAAGUAUAAGCACAAUCUUAAUAAUAUUAACCUAGCUGGUUCACUUUAAGUAACUGCCUUUCCUACUGCCUGUGCCACUGCUACAUGGAAAGCCUCACGAAGAAUCUGACAUGGCAGCUUCAUUGUUGUCAGUGUUCUCGAAACACUUUGACCUGGGAUCUCAGAUAGCUUACACUUUUGGUAACUGGCUGGUACGCAGCCACAUUUUAUGAUUUUUUCUCAAUUAAAUUUCAUCUUCAGCUGUUUCACUGCCAUGUUGUUUUAACCACUGGCCUUGACAAGGACACACACUCUCACUCUCAACUUUGGACAAACAGAAACUUAACAGAAAUAAAUAUGAUUUAAAAAAAAACUGCUUUCACUAAGGUGCUACAGACACAGUAAAGUAUAAAAAAACAAUACAAAGCUUUUUGUUUGUUUUACAGUAAAAACAUUGUAAUGUUUCUUACAGUCUCCGCAUGUAAGCUGAUGUUUAUGGUGUAGCUAUACCGUUUAAAAACAUCAUCAUAAUAAAGAUAUACAAAUCUGA